Messenger RNA from Cuculus canorus (common cuckoo), 1785 nucleotides. RefSeq names its product cellular communication network factor 1 (gene CCN1). Gene Ontology annotation, cellular component: extracellular region. Gene Ontology annotation, biological process: signal transduction. Gene Ontology annotation, molecular function: protein binding. The record is from RefSeq and is a predicted model, not a curated record. NCBI's taxonomy places the organism in Eukaryota, Metazoa, Chordata, Aves, Cuculiformes, Cuculidae.
CGGCGCAUUCCUGGGAUGCCGCGAGCGUUGGCCGCGGCCGCUGCCCGGAACGCGCGACGUCAGCGGCCCCCGCGCCCCCUUAUAAAGCGGCGGCGGCGGCGGCGGCCCCAGAGCGCAGUCAGCGCAGCCACCGCCAUGGGAGCGCCGCCGGCCGCGCUCGCAGCAGCCAUCCUCUGCCUCGCACCGCUGGCUCUGGGCUCACUCUGCCCUGCCGUCUGCCAGUGCCCGGCGACUGUCCCGCAGUGCUCCCCGGGCGUGGGGCUGGUCCUGGACGGCUGCGGGUGCUGCAAGGUCUGUGCCAAGCAGCUGAACGAAGACUGCAGCCGGGUGCAGCCCUGCGACCACACCAAGGGGCUGGAGUGCAACUUCGGCGCCAGCCCCGCAGCGCUGAAGGGCAUCUGCAGAGCCCAAUCCGAGGGGAGACCGUGUGAAUACAACUCCAAAAUCUACCAGAACGGCGAAAGCUUCCAGCCGAACUGUAAACACCAGUGUACGUGCAUAGAUGGAGCUGUGGGCUGCAUCCCGCUCUGCCCGCAGGAGCUCUCGCUGCCCAACCUGGGCUGUCCCAGCCCCAGGCUGGUCAAAGUCCCCGGGCAGUGCUGCGAAGAGUGGGUCUGCGAUGAAAGCAAGGAUGCGCUGGAUGAGCUGGAAGGCUUCUUCAGCAAGGAGUUUGGGCUGGAUGAUUCCGAAGGUGAACUAACCAGGAACAACGAGCUCAUCGCCAUCGUGAAAGGAGGCCUGAAAAUGCUACCAGUUUUUGGAUCUGAGCCACAAAGCCGAGCUUUUGAGAAUCCCAAAUGCAUCGUGCAAACAACCUCCUGGUCCCAGUGCUCAAAGACAUGUGGAACCGGCAUCUCCACGAGGGUUACCAAUGACAAUCCCGACUGCAAGCUCAUCAAAGAGACCAGGAUAUGUGAAGUCAGGCCGUGUGGCCAGCCUAGCUAUGCCUCCUUGAAGAAAGGAAAAAAAUGUACCAAGACUAGGAAGUCCCCAUACCCAGUGAAGUUCACCUACGCUGGAUGCUCCAGCGUGAAGAAGUACCGCCCCAAGUACUGCGGCUCGUGCGUGGACGGCAGGUGCUGUACGCCUCAGCAGACCAGGACUGUCAAGAUCCGGUUCCGCUGCGACGAUGGAGAAACCUUCACCAAGAGCGUCAUGAUGAUCCAGUCCUGCCGAUGCAACUACAACUGCCCGCACGCGAACGAAGCUUACCCCUACUACAGACUAGUCAACGACAUCCACAAAUUUAGGGACUAAACCAUCUCGGGGGUGGGAUGCUAAACCCAAGUGUGAAGUAACCAGCCGUGGAGAAAGGACCUUGGAUGGAAAUGGUGCCUUGCCCAGUUGAGGGCAACAUUGAGAUGUUAGAAGAGUGCACUGUGCAACUGGACACUAACGCAACAGAGAUUUUAAGCAUACUUAAAGCUUCAUAGUACUGGAGCAACUUUACUGCUUCUUUUUGGAGCACCUUAUCGAAUGAUAUACUGUUUUCUGUUUGUAAGUGAUCAGAUAAAUGUCUCGUUCCGGUUUUGAAACCUUUUUUUUUUUCUCCUAUCCUGUCCAAUUUAACACUACGCUUCUCCCCUCCUCCCUCCAUCUUCUCCCACCCUUUCCCAACCAAGUUGGAAGUUACAUUCCUUCCUGAGGUGGGCACUUGUGGGGUGUUCACAGUGGCAGCUAUUAUGUACCAACUGUAGUUUAACGGCAAACAGAAAUCAGUUGUUUUAAAGCUGAGUAUUUUAUUUAUCAAACUGUAGCGGUUUUGUUUGGUUUUUUUUUUUUUCC